GUGGGUAAACUUUAAAUACAGCGGAAAAAUUAUCUCAUCUGAGGAACAACGUGGUCUGUCUGCUGCAGCUAAAAAUUUUAGUCACUAAUAGGGGUUGUAUUUGACAUCCACACUUAAAGAAAGGAAUAUAUGUCUAAAUUCAAGACACUUACUUUUUCCGUUACGGUUUAGUUCUAAGUUAUUGUCCUCGAAAAUAAAUAUGCCUCUAAAUAAACACAAACUUGAUUUACUUCCAGGUAUACAUAUCAAUAAAACUGGUUUUAAAAUUGAUACAUACUAGAAAUUGUUCUCAAUGCAUUUGCAUGAUGUGUUUGGGGGUGAAAUGAUAAACCAUUUAAUGUUAAAAUUAUUCUCGUUAAUAAAAGGCUCAAUUAAAAGCCAGAACCAUGUUAAUUAUUAAAUAGUUUGAGGACCACAUUACUACAUCAGCAACAGAUUCGCAUUAUGUCACUUGACUAAAUAUAGCGGCCUUUCAAUUUGUAUACGUAAUUUGGUGACGCUCUCUUUUCUUUUAUUUGCUGUUUCUUAUUAAUAUACAUUCACAUGUACGCAUGUCGUUUUAAACAUACAUUUUAGUUUCUUUCGGAAAUAUUACAAUAUCAUGGGAAACUCUUAUUUUUAUAAGCAAAGGUCUACUCAACAGUUGGGUCUUUUUGUAAAAUUAAUCAAAUAAAAGGAUUUAAAAAUGCUUCGUCACAACGCACUAACUGGUCUACCCACAUAUAAAUUAAUUCUCGGUUUUGGGUUAUGCACUUUGGGUGGUGCAAUGUUAUAUGCCUAUUUCAAAAACCAAGAUGAAGAUAAGGAUGUUGCUGAAAAAAAAGGAGUCACACAAAAGAAAAAGAAGCCACCACAGUCAAGUAAACAAGAAGAGAAGGCCAACAUUACACUAGAUAUAUCGAAUGAGCACAUACCAUUAUGUGUUGGCCGUGGAGGAUCCAAUUUAAUCUCAAUUGAACAGCAAACGCACACAAAAAUACGCUUACGUGAUAAAAAUGACAAGUACAAGAUCUGUGAUAUAAGUGGAAAUGCCGACGGUGUUAAGCAGGCGCGCAUACUUUUAUUAAAGGAAAUAGAGCGCGCGCCCCUUGUGAAGGAAGAGAUAUGGGUGCCACAAAGUGUAUGCGGAAAAAUUAUGGGACGGUGCGGCGAAGCUAUGCAGGAAAUAUGUCGCAUUUCUCUGGCUAAAGUUGCAGUAGAUUCAGGCUGUGGCCGUAGCGGCGGGGCCAUGGAUAAACGACGUAUCCUCAUAACAGGCACUCAGCAUCAGGUAAAUAUUGCACGAAAAUUGAUUGAGGAAAAAAUUGAAGAAGAUGAAGAACUCCGCCGCUCCGUUGAAGAAGUUGAAACGCGACGCGAACCACGACGCUCACCUACGAAUAGCAUCAACUCAAGCAUGUAUUCAUCGCAAACAUCAUUGAGUUCACACUUGCCGCCUCGCGAUAAAUUACUCGCCGCUCGUAAUGAAGAUAGGCCCAUGGAGGUUUACGUUUCUGCGAUAGCAUCUCCUUCCAAAUUCUGGGUGCAAAUAAUAGGCCCACAGUCCAAGAAACUUGAUGAUAUGGUACAAUCCAUGACAGACUAUUACAAUGAACCGGAAAAUAAAGCUCUUCAUCAAAUCAGGGAACCGUACUUAGGACAAAUUGUGGCAGCUGUUUUCAAGUAUGAUGGCAAGUGGUACCGGGCCGAGAUUGUAGGUAUUCUACCAAAUCAGUACAACCCCAACGAAGUAGUAUUAGAUCUUUAUUUCGUCGACUACGGGGAUAGUGAAUACGUGUCGCCACAUGAAGUUUUCGAGCUGCGUACCGAUUUUUUGACGUUGAGGUUUCAAGCAGUUGAGUGCUUCCUAGCUGGUGUUAAGUCUACAUUAUUGCAUGACUCAGAUACUUGGGAUCCGCCUGCUAUUCAGAAGUUCGAGGAACUUACACAAGUUGCAAAUUGGAAAAAACUUAUUUCACGCGCAAUUACUUAUAAAGAGCGACCAAAGGCUACAGCUGGCACCGGUAUUAUACGGGAAAGCUCACCUAUUCCAGGGGUUGAGCUUUUCGACCUAACCGAAGGUGUAGAAGUAAACAUUGGACAUAUGUUAAUUACACAUGGUUUCGCUUUGCCUGCAAAUGACCUUCCAAGAUCACGAUCACCAUACAAUACCGUUUCUUCGGAGGGGUCAGUAUAUCCGCCGACAAGUACUACUUCACCUCCAUCUUCACGACGUAUCGAAAAUUUGUCAAAUAGUAAAGGAAACGUCUCUCUAGAGGAACAGUUAGAACGUCCAGUUACAAACAACAAUUUGUAUUUAAAUAACAUUGGUGAAACGAGAGUCACCGCAUUAAGUGUAGGAGAAGCGGCAGCUAAACGCGCGAAAUUAACAACUUCUGAAUGUUUUAAUGAAAAAUUUGAUGAUACUUCAGGAAUUGAGAAUCCUCAUUUGAAUGGAAAUUUAAACAGAUAAGAUGGAACAUAAUGUCGAUACUUAUUAGUUUAAGGGAUUUAUCUUUUCAUGUUUCUAAUUUUCGUUUUAGUGACCAUUUAUUUUGAUAUUAAAAGCUUAAGUGGGCCAAAAAAUAUUUAUGGUUUUGUAAAUAUUUGAAUGUAUACAUGGAAUAGACUUAGUAAUUGAACAAAUUAUUAUAGUUUAUAUCACCAUUCAUCAUUUUUGGGAAAUAUCUUGGCAGAAUUAUUGUAUAUCUAUAUAAAUAGAAAAUGAUUUUAUUACAGUGGCCCAAAAUAAACUGAAAAUAUUUGUUAAAAUUUGUUAUGAACGAAAAUUCACGUUAAAUCGUUGCCUAAAAGCGUAACUUAUUAUAAGUUUCGACUAUUUGUUAAAUAUGCACAUGAAUAAUGUACGAAAAAUAAUAGUAUCGUAUGAAGUGCAUAUAUCAUCGUAUAUGUUACACCUUAUGUACGUACGCUGACGCUUAAUAUAGCGAAAAUAAAUUUUACUUUUUAAAACCACAAAA
Molecule: messenger RNA, 2960 nt
Organism: Ceratitis capitata (Mediterranean fruit fly)
Lineage: Eukaryota; Metazoa; Arthropoda; Insecta; Diptera; Tephritidae
Gene: papi
Product: tudor and KH domain-containing protein homolog
Exons: 7
Coding region: 686-2452 (588 amino acids)
Biological process (GO): spermatogenesis
Molecular function (GO): RNA binding
Source: RefSeq, a predicted model, not a curated record